AUGGCCAAGAUGAUGAGAUCGUUGGGUUAUUCGGAUGCUCAAAAGGUUAUUCCCACCACUUAUGCCUUGGAAGGCGAGGCUAAUAUAUGGUGGAAAGGCGUGCUAAGAAAAGUCCCAUCUAAUUAUGAGUGGACCUGGACUAAGUUUAAGAAAAGGUUUAAUGAAAAAUACUUUCCUCCAUGCUUUCGUUAUGAGAAAAUAUCUGAGUUUCUCAAAUUGAAACAAGGGAAUACGACUGUGCUGCAAUAUGAAGCGCGUUUCGAUGAAUUGUCACGAUAUAUACCAAAGGCUAUUGAGGACGAGGAAUAUAAAUUGGAAAAGUUUAAGGAAGGUCUCCGACCUGAAAUUCAGUCGAGAUUGUGCACCUUCGACUUUACUAACUUUGCUGAUAUCGUGGACAAAGCCAUGCGAAUAGAGGACUCCGACUGUAGGGCCAAAACACGUGCCCUUAUUCGAGGUUUGGCAAGUAAAGCCAAGACGGCACCAAUUGCAUCUCGUAUGGCUAAAGAGAGGAUGAAACUAAUGUCUCACCUAACUCAUUCUUCGGGUCAGGAUAAGCUUUGUGACUAUUGUGGAAGGUCAGGUCACUUCUUGAAGUAG
This is a messenger RNA of Magnolia sinica, 600 nucleotides long. RefSeq lists its product as uncharacterized. Bases 1 to 600 code for a protein of 199 amino acids. The record is from RefSeq and is a predicted model, not a curated record. The transcript has a single exon. NCBI's taxonomy places the organism in Eukaryota, Viridiplantae, Streptophyta, Magnoliopsida, Magnoliales, Magnoliaceae.